GAUUAACAGAUUGAUAGGCUUGUCCAAUGACAGUCAGGUUAUCCAGUCAACCAGUGUACAGAGGGUUAAAUGAUUUACAAGUAGUGCUGUGCUAUUAACAUGUAGUAUUAUUGUGCUUCUCACCCAUUGUACAUUUUUUAGUCUACACAGGCAUGGCAAAUAGGAACACUAUCAACGCACUGUCUCAGACCCAGGCCACUCGUGGGGAUACACUGCAAGGAGGAAGACCUAGAAAUUCACGUCGACGAAGACGUCUAGACAACGAAACAGAAAGAAUGAGUAGUGACAGACAACAGUUAGCUGCUGUCAUGAGCCAUGAAGGAGAGACAGAUUACCUCAGUUUACAGACCAUUAUUGACAGUCUUUCGCAAGACCAAAUGCGUCUUCUCUUCACCUUGAUAGCAGAAAGGACUCCAGCAAUGCUACGGGAGAUUCUGGUGGAGCAACACAUGUGCAAUGCUGGAAAUGCACAGCGGACAGUACAAAUCCCUCCCCCAUGGUGUGUGUGCCGCUGCUGCAGAGACAUGCCCACAUCGAUUGAACGAGUCUGCUGUGGGAAUGAACCACAUAACUGUUUGUCACAUAUUCCUGAUAUGAAUGUAGUGGUACUUCAUCAGACUGUACUUGCUGUCGCUGACACAUAUAGAAGAGCAAUCUUUGGGAUACCGGUGGACGCGGAUGAAAACCGUCGGUGUCGGCACUCUGCAUAUCGACAAUUUACUGUGUGGCGUUAUGGAAGACUAGGAAGCAGAGUGCGACAAGUGAUACCAAGUUGUUGUGUCUGGCGCAUUCGUGAAUGUUACCCUGAUGCAUUAGGCCAGUAUACAGGAUUUGUGCCAUAUAGGAGGAAUGUGUAUGACUAA
Protopterus annectens (West African lungfish) is the source of this 863-nucleotide messenger RNA. RefSeq lists its product as uncharacterized. Bases 153 to 863 code for a protein of 236 amino acids. Lineage: Eukaryota; Metazoa; Chordata; Ceratodontiformes; Protopteridae. The transcript is spliced from 3 exons. The record is from RefSeq and is a predicted model, not a curated record.